CAUGGCGAAACGUCAGACACGACGGACAGACAGACAGCCAGCCAGCUGAUGAUUGCAUUUGUCAUGCCACUCUUGAAACUUCUUAAUUCUUGACAACUGUGUUACCGCCAUAAAACUUUUGUAUAGGAAAGUAUCAAGCAUUCUGUUAAGUUUUCCCUGUGAAAAUUUCAAAACAUGACUGACGACUCUGCACUCAAGUAUUCUCCCUUUUCAUCUCAUGUUGAUCCUAGCUUUUGGCACAAGCUCUCUCAAAUUAAACUGGAUAUUGACAAGUUAGAUGAGAAAGUGCACCCUGUGUGGGGCUCUUAUACGAAUGUCAACACAGUUGGCUUGCCGUCUCUUCAUGUGGACUGCACCUCUUACAACAGUAAAUUUGAAGAACUGCGUUAUCAACUUCCUGCAUUUGGAUGUCAGCUAAAUCUGAAUACCCUUGAAUCCUACAAGAGUUCUGAUAAGACAAUUCUGUUGGAGAAACAGGGUGCAAGCUUGUGGGCGGACAUAGCCAAUGGCUCUGUCUUGAAAAACCCUGCAUUACUGUCUCGUUUCUUCUUACUCACCUUCGGUGACUUGAAGAAGUACACCUUUUAUUAUUGGUUUGCCUUUUUGGCUCCAAGUACACCCAAUGUUCAGAUAAUUAAACCUCCUGCACUGAUAAGCACAAUUUUCUCAUCAGCUCAGGUGGAAAGCUUGCAGUCUGAAUGGAGCAAUAUAGUUGAUGUCUAUCAACGUAGCUAUUUCAUUGUCAAAAUCCAAGGAGACCAAGCUAAAAUUUUUCCUUUAUCAGACAUUGUUUCUAUCUUCAAAGCACAGUGUGAGGAGCAGUGGGCUGAAUUUUACCUAGCAUUUGCAGAUCCUUGUUCUUCAGGGGAUGCUCCUGGAUGGCCUUUACGGAACCUUUUAUGUGUUCUUGCUCAUUAUUGCCCUCAUGUUGUGGGGAAGAAAAUAAAUGUGCUCAGCUUGAGACUUGUUUUGAAAUCUCAUGGACAGGUCAAUGCUGCUGAUAAAAGUUUGCUCAUGUCUGUGCAGCUUCUUCCCCAUAAUGAGACAGAAUUAAAAUGGGUUGGUUGGGAGCGUAAUAAUCGGGGCAAAUUUGGUCCUCGAUUUGUUGAUGUUAGUGGAGAUAUGGACCCCAAAAAGCGAGCAGAAAGUGCUGUUCACCUCAAUUUGAAACUUAUGAAGUGGCGCUUGUUGCCUGAAAUGGAUUUAGACACUGUGCAGAAUACUCGAUGCCUCCUCAUGGGAGCAGGAACUCUUGGCUGUACUGUUGCCAGGCUCCUUAUGGGAUGGGGAGUUCAGCACAUCACCUUUGUUGACAAUGGGACAGUAUCCUUUUCCAACCCAGUGCGGCAAUCACUUUUUACAUUUGAAGACUGUCUCAGUGGGGGACGACCCAAAGCUGAAGCUGCUGCUGAAGCUCUGAAGCUGAUUUUUCCAGGUGUGAUCACCUCAGGUGUCACUUUGAACAUUCCAAUGCCAGGCCACCCCGUGGGUGAUUCUAUGUUGAAAGAAACCCAGGAUGCUGUAGCCACAUUAGAAAAACUAGUUGAAGAUCACGAUGUGGUAUUCAUGUUAACAGAUUCAAGGGAAAGUCGUUGGCUUCCUACACUUCUUGCUGGUGCCAAAAAGAAGCUUGCUAUGAAUGCUGCUCUUGGCUUUGAUACUUAUCUUGUGAUGAGGCAUGGUGUCUUCUGUGAUGAUGAAACCCCUCCGGAUUUCAAUGCCCGCAGUAUUCCAGGAAGGCAUUUGGGCUGCUACUUUUGUAAUGAUGUCACGGCUCCAGGGAAUUCCAUGGCUGACCGUACAUUGGACCAGCAAUGCACAGUUACGAGACCAGGGGUCUCCGCAGUGGCAGGUGCUCUAGUUGUGGAGCUUAUGGUCUCUGUUCUCCAACACCCUUCUAAGGGAGAUGCACCUGCUGUUCUACAUAAGAGUACAGGAAAGGAGGACCAAGAAAGUGUUGGUUGUUUAUUGGGCACUGUGCCCCAUUCUAUCAGAGGAUUCCUAGCAUCUUGGGAUCAGCUGACACCUGCCACUCACAGAUUCUCAAACUGCAUAGCUUGUUCUGAGAAGGUUCUGAAAGAGUACGCAUCAAGAGGAUUUGACUUCAUUCGGGAUGUACUGAACUCUGCUGUCUAUCUGGAGGAUUUGACUGGUCUCACAUCAUUACAUAAAGAAACUGAAAAUGCAGAUGUGUGGGAGUUUAGUGACUCCGAAGAAGAGGAAAACAAUUCUGAGUAAACCGGCCCCCGCUGUCUCUUUUAAUUUCUAACUCUUCAAUACUCUUCAAUAUGAGUCCGAAGACAAAAAAUCAUCUUUGCCAAACUGCUCCUCUUCAGAGUCCUUGGACCCCACUCCUCUUGUCCUGUCAUCAUUUCCUUUUUAUUUUGAAUGCCUACUUUUUUUCUGAUUAUUAUGGAAAAAAUUAUGAAUAAAAUAAUCGUUGAGUUA
This is a messenger RNA of Thrips palmi, 2448 nucleotides long. RefSeq names its product ubiquitin-like modifier-activating enzyme ATG7 (gene Atg7). The record is from RefSeq and is a predicted model, not a curated record. Gene Ontology annotation, molecular function: Atg12 activating enzyme activity; Atg8 activating enzyme activity. Lineage: Eukaryota; Metazoa; Arthropoda; Insecta; Thysanoptera; Thripidae. The transcript is spliced from 14 exons. Gene Ontology annotation, biological process: cellular response to nitrogen starvation; C-terminal protein lipidation; piecemeal microautophagy of the nucleus. Bases 175 to 2238 code for a protein of 687 amino acids. Gene Ontology annotation, cellular component: phagophore assembly site; cytoplasm.